Messenger RNA from Tetrahymena thermophila SB210, 207 nucleotides. RefSeq lists its product as hypothetical. The transcript has a single exon. Lineage: Eukaryota; Ciliophora; Oligohymenophorea; Hymenostomatida; Tetrahymenidae. The record is from RefSeq and is a predicted model, not a curated record.
AUGGAUCAAAAAUAAAGCAACACAAAAUCUUACUCUAAUAAAAGAUCUGAAAAAAACGGCACAUCUCGUAAGCUACAAGAUAAAUCAACCCCAAAAGAUAAAGAUGUGAGCAACUAUAACAGCUCUAGCUUCAAUAAAAGAAAAGAAGACACUAGACAAAAUAAAAAAGUUGCUGAAAAGGUUAUGAAGGGGAACAUUUAUGCUUGA